AUGGAGCAAGGGCUCGAAUCGGCCAGCUGUGUUGCUGCAGAGGCACAAGUAGCCUUUCUUCAGGGGGAGAGGAAGGGCCAAGAGAACUUGAAGACGGAUCUUGUGCGGAGGAUAAAGAUGCUGGAAUACGCUUUGAAGCAGGAGAGGUCAAAGUAUCACAAGCUGAAAUUUGGCACUGAACUGAACCAGGGGGAAAAGAAACCAGAUGCCUCGGAACCAGUCUCUAAUGGGCCAACAGAACCCAUCUCCUUGGAAAGCACGCAUUUUAUGUGGAAAGAAGGGCGCCAGCUCCUCCGCCAGUACCUGGAAGAGGUGGGCUACACGGACACCAUCCUCGACAUGCGUUCCAAGCGCGUCCGGGCUCUGCUGGGCCGCUGCUCCAUGGAGUUGAACGGGGCCACCGAACCCAGCGGCUUGGGAGCCGGGCCUGCCUCUGGACCUCCUGGACUGAAUGGGGGGGAAUCGCUCCUCGUCAAGCAGAUAGAAGAGCAGAUCAAAAGGAAUGCUGGGAAGGAAGCCAAGGAUCGGAUAAGCAGCGCAGUGAUGGAGAAGCUCCCCUUCUUACAGGGUUGUGAAGAAGACGACAGCGACGAAGAGGAGGAUUUGGAAAACCUGCCCCUGGAGACGCAGCGGCAACACAAGAAGCAGCGUGUAAAGCUCGUCAACAAGCCCCUGAUGCCCGAAGUUGAGGACGACGAUGACGACGAGGAUUCUGAAGAUGCACUGAGUGAGUUUGACUUCUUGGGCUCCGGAGAGAACGGCGAAGGAUCCGGGGACACGCGGCGUGCCGGAGACGGCAAUGAGCUUGAAACCCGCCGAGUGAAGUUGCAAGGUAUGCUUGCCGAUCUCCGAGACGUCGAUGGGCUUCCACCGAAGCCAUCCAUGCCCUCGGCCAUCCCCAGCCAGCCCAGAUCUCACGAAGGGGCCCUGGGGUUUUCCUCAGAUGUGUUUAUAAUGGACACCAUUGGUGGAGGAGAAGUCAGUUUGGGGGACCUUGCUGAUCUGACAGUCACGAACGACAAUGAGCUAAGCUGUGAUCUCUCAGACAGCAAAGAUGCCUUCAAGAAAACAUGGAACCCCAAGUUUACCCUUCGGAGUCACUACGACGGCAUCCGCGCUCUGGUAUUCCACCACGUCGAGUCUGCGCUGGUCACGGCCUCGGAGGACGGCACCCUGAAGCUGUGGAACCUGCAGAAGACGGUGGCUGCCAAGAAGAAUGCAGCCUUGGAUGUGGAGCCGGUCUACGCAUUCAGGGCUACACAGGCUGUGGGCCCGGUGCUUUCUGUUGCCAUGGGCUGCAACAGUGAAUCCUGCUACAGUGGAGGGCUGGACACAAGGAUACGCUGCUGGAGGAUCCCAGAUCUCAGCAUGGACCCUUAUGACGGUUACGACCCCGGCGUGCUCAGCCGUGUCCUGGAGGGUCACUCCGACGCUGUCUGGGGCUUGGCGUUCAGUCCCUUGAAGAACCGCCUGGCCUCCUGCUCUGCGGAUGGCACUGUGAGGAUAUGGGACCCCAACAGCAGCAGCAGCGACUCUCCCUGCCUCAGCACAUACAACGUGGAGAGCGAACACGGAAUCCCGACCUCCAUCACGUUCUCCAGUGUCAACCCUGUGCACAUGGUGGCGGCCUUCCAGACAGGCUACGCCGUGCUUUAUGAUGUGGAGGCCUCCUGCCCUGUCCUGACACUAGAAUCUCGACCAGCCAGUGGAGCCAGUCAGAUCAACCAAGUAGUAAGCCACCCAACCCAGCCGGUUACAAUCACAGCCCACGACGACCGAGGGAUCCGUUUCCUUGACAAUCGGACAGGGAAAGCUGUGCAUUCCAUGGUGGCUCACCUGGACGCCGUCACCUGUCUUGCUGCAGAUCCUAACGGUGUCUUCCUUAUGUCAGGAAGUNNNGACUGCUCCCUCCGGCUGUGGAACCUCGACAACAAGACGUGUACCCAGGAAAUCACGGCACACCGGAAGAAGCACGACGAGGCCAUCCACGACGUGGCCUUCCACCCCAGCAAGGCCCUGAUUGCAAGCGCCGGUGCCGACGCCCUGGCCAAGGUCUUCGUAUAAGAAGAGGGCGAGGCCCUUCGGUGUGUCCCCAGGAUUCCUCUGUUCUGUGGUUGUUUUCCCCCCUUGAUCUGGCCCAGCCAGUGGUGCUAACGACGACGCCUCUCUUUCUUCGCCACCACCGGCACCUCUCCCCUCCCUGUCUCUCAGAAGCCAAGCUCAGGACUGACCCCUGCUGGACAUCGGUGGCCGGGUGGACGCGCAAAAAAACCCGGGAGGGCCGAGGCAGCUGCUUCCCUGACCUUGUGGUUCACCUUCACCAGCACUGAAAUAUUUUCCACUCA
Molecule: messenger RNA, 2345 nt
Organism: Pogona vitticeps (central bearded dragon)
Lineage: Eukaryota; Metazoa; Chordata; Lepidosauria; Squamata; Agamidae
Source: RefSeq, a predicted model, not a curated record